Papaver somniferum (opium poppy) is the source of this 2279-nucleotide messenger RNA. Its product is annotated as golgin candidate 2-like. The transcript has 10 exons. Gene Ontology annotation, cellular component: Golgi cisterna; Golgi membrane. Gene Ontology annotation, biological process: retrograde transport, vesicle recycling within Golgi; Golgi organization. The coding region runs from base 143 to 2137 and encodes 664 amino acids. NCBI's taxonomy places the organism in Eukaryota, Viridiplantae, Streptophyta, Magnoliopsida, Ranunculales, Papaveraceae. The record is from RefSeq and is a predicted model, not a curated record.
UUCUUCAAAAUAAACUCAUUUCUUCCCCAAACAUCUUCCCCGUCUUCAAUUUCUGCAGCUAAAAUAAACUGCGUAAUCUAGCAUAUUCAUCUUAACAUGCGCCCUUCAACAGAAACUACUAAUUAAAUAAAUCUUCACAAUCAUGUCGAAUUGGAUCUCCUCAAAGCUCAAAAAAGCUGAAUCGUUCCUUCAACAGAUUGAUCAACAAGCGGCAGAAUCACUAGGUCAUAAUGAAUUACCUAGAUCUGAGGAACACAACAAUAAAAUUCCAACAAAGAUUGAAUCAGUUGUACCGUUAAAAGAUCAGCUCAAAAAGAAAUCAGAACCAGAACGUCAUGAUUCACAUAAUUUACGUAAAGAGCGAAAAAAAGAUGUUGGUGUUGCUGCUACACCUUCCAAGUUAGUUACAAAACCUACGCCACCACCUAAGGUGGUUCCACCGUCGACUUUAACAGAUAGUGAUUGGACAGAACUUCUUAGUACUCCAAAGCAAGCUCAAGGGAAUUCUAAUGGAAUGUCUGUAGUUCGUGGUUCGAAAAAGGAUGUCAAGAAGAUUUUAGAAGUGAAAAAGAGUGCGCCGCCAGUGCGUAGAACUGUUUCGAAUAAGUUUAAACCUAAGGGGUCAGAAAAUAGUGUUGAUGCUGGAGUAGUCAGUAGUAAAGUUAGUGAUGGAGAUGAAUCUGGCUCUAGCGAUUCCCUGCAUAGAAAAUCUGGUUCUGGUUCUGGUUCUGGAUCGAGUAAAGAUGAAAGAUAUGUUGUAGAGAGAGAUAAUGUUGUUGCUGGUACACGAGAUGGAGUUCCUCAUGCAGCAGAUGAAUCCCUUACAACUGAAAAGGUGUCGUCGAUGUUGGAAAAGUUUGAUGGUGCAAAAGAGAACCAAAUGAAUGGUGAUAAUGAUGGUUUGAGGUUAAAAAAGUCUAAUGCAGCGGUAGAAAGCUCUGUUCGUCAAGACUCCCAGGGAGAAUCUUCUUCAGAGAGUGAGGGGCAAACUGGUUCGGACAGUGAUUCAAGUUCAUCUUCUGAAUCUGAAAAUGAACGAAAAAGGAGGGAAGAAAGGGAAAGAAGAAGGGAACAGAUUAGGGCGGAGAAAGCAGCUGCAAAAGCUGUCGAGGCUAUAAAAGAACGUGAGAAUGUUGUCGCUAGAUUGGAGGGAGAGAAACAAAGCUUAGAGAAAAUACUCGAAGAACGAGCUAAACAACAAGCGCAGGAGGCUUCUGAACUGCAGACAAGCAUGAUGGAAACGAUGGACGCUGUUGAUUUAGAGAAGCAGAAACAUAAUAACACAAGGAUGGAGGCGCUAACUCGAUUGGCUAAACUUGAGACUGCAAAUGCUGAUCUUGCAAGAUCUCUGGCAGCUACGCAAUGGAAUCUUGAAGUAGAGGCUAAUCGAGUUGCCGAACUCCGCCAACAACUUGAACUGAAAGAAGGAGGUCACGAAGAUCUCAAAAGGAGAAUGUCCAACAUUCAUCAGAGUGGAACAGGGCCAUGCCCAAACCAAGAAGCGUCCAAAGGAGCUGAAUUUGAAAGAGAUAUCCUUGAAGCUGAAUAUUCAUUCACGUGCGAUAAAAUUGUGCAAUUGCGAGAGAAGGCAAAGAAGCUAGAGGAAAGCAUUGAAGUUACACGAAAUGAGAUGGAGAAUCCAACAGCUGUAGAAGCUGAGCUCAAGAGAAGGCUCUCACAGCUGACCGACCAUUUAAUACAGAAACAAGCUCAGGUCGAGUCUCUCUCUUCUGAGAAAGCAACGUUGCAUUUAAGAAUAGAGACUACUUCAAGGCUGCUUGAGGAAAGUAAGUCAACACUACAAUUUUCAGAAAUGGCAGGAUCAUCAUCCAAGGAUGAUUUAGAAGCGGGGACAUGGGGAACAUCUAAUUCAUUAAGGGUGAGACCAAUGAUUGCGGAAAAAAUCCGAUCAGGAGGCCAGCACUUUGAGUCGUUGCUUGUUCAAUUGGAUAUUAUUUUUUCAGCUGGUGCUGCGUUUUUGAGGAGGAAUUCGUCGGCCAAAGUUUAUGCCCUAGUUUACAUUGUAUGCCUGCAUUUCUGGGUUGCUUACAUUCUCAUGUCAAACUCUGAUGUCGGUACCAUUAGAUCAGGUGCCGUUAUCUCUUUGGAGACCAUCAAUAAGACAACAGGAUCCUGAUUGUUGUGAAUUUCCAAACUAAAAAUAAAUGAUUCUCUGUUGUUCUGUCUCAAAUUUUGGAGGCUAAUGUAAACCUUAAAAUAUAUGAUCUCUUAUGUAUUCAGAUAGCACUGUAAAUGUAAAUAUGAAGCUUUUAUUGUUA